AUGUGGAUUCCGUGUCCUCAUCCGUCACGACAACCUCGCCAAGUCAAUACGCAUUCAAUCCCUAUAUCAACUACCCAUCGAUAAGCUCUUCGGCCCCCGCAUAUCCAUAUCAAAAUUUCGGUGAACUCACCAAUUCAGACGGGAUGAACAAUAACAGCACAAAUUCAAUACAAUACCACCACCAGUCAGCAAACAGUACACCCCUGUCGCCGGUUGACAGCGCAAGUUAUUUUUACAAUUUUAGCAAUCCCAACGGCAAUCAAUUCGACCUGUCCAAGAUUCUUUACCUUCCGUCCUAUGACUUGAUGUCGGCAGAUGGAAGUAAGGAGAAAGUAACAUUGGAAUAUGAUCAAUCACCAUCCGUGGGCGAUUGGACGGCUGGCAUUAAUAACAUUAAUAGUAAUGCAAAGAUAAAAAGACAAUCAAUCGGCUGUUCAUCACCCACUGGAAAUGGACCAAAUGGUAUUGCAAAUAAGAACAAUUCCCCGGUGACUUCACCAUCAUUGGCCGAUGGCGAGGUCGCCGGUCUGAGCACUUCUACACAUACAAUGGCAGCCAAGAGGCCUAGAUCAUCUUCGCGUGCAUCCCUGAACGGCGUUAGCAAUAACGGUAGUAGUGGUGGUUCGUCGUCCAAGAGCGCGAUGCCGACAACGUGCACCAACUGUCAUACGCAGACAACCCCUCUGUGGCGUCGCAAUCCCGAGGGUCAGCCUUUAUGCAAUGCGUGCGGUUUGUUCCUAAAGUUACAUGGUGUGGUGAGACCGUUGAGCUUAAAGACGGACGUGAUCAAAAAACGUAAUCGCGGUGGAGCUGCGACGACCGGCAAGAAUUCGUCGAAAUGUGGUAAAGGGACGGUGCAGCUUGGGGCCGGAGCAAGCAUGAGCGUCAUGGGAAAGAGGGUUUCACAGACCAAUUCGAUGACUUCACGUUCGCACCUCGGAAGUUCACCAAAUUCUGUCUCGAUAUUAUCAACGUCCGCGCCCACGAAUGCCCAAUUCACAUUUAAUGCGAGGCAACACGUGAUGCCAAAGAGGCAGAGGAGAUUUUCGAGUGACGAGCAACAAAUCUUACACCCACAGCUUGGCGGGGAGGUUCAUCCUCAAUCUCAGGGUUAUGGAUUGAUAAAAAGUCCCGUUAGUUCGAUCGCCUCCUCUAACGAUGCACAAUUGAUAAUGGCAAUGUCGUCCGGUCCCCCUCCGUCCAAUGCCAACUCAUACAAACAAUCGAGUGCCGCUUCGGCGGACGCAAUAGCAUCAAGCAAAGCCCACUCACGGUUCCGAUCGCAUACCACCUCGUCAAUAUUGUCAACUGCCACGUCACAACCGUCAUCGGCCGGCGUUAGCAGUGUAACCCCGACGCCCACACCGCCAAGGUCUUCCCAUUAUCAACAGUUAUUCGUGUAUGCUUGGCCCGACGAGCAAAUGAUGCAGUCGGCACUGUCGGGUGAGGAUGAGGACAUAAUCAUACCUUCAAAUGGCACCUUCGAACAUUAUGUGGACACUGAGACGGCCGGUGGACCGAAUGCGACCAUGGAUCUGGACAUUUUCUCGGGAAACAUUCUCAUCUAG
Messenger RNA from Acaulospora morrowiae, 1568 nucleotides. The record is from the annotation of a GenBank genome assembly. NCBI's taxonomy places the organism in Eukaryota, Fungi, Glomeromycota, Glomeromycetes, Diversisporales, Acaulosporaceae.